Molecule: messenger RNA, 3360 nt
Organism: Gracilinanus agilis (Agile Gracile Mouse Opossum)
Lineage: Eukaryota; Metazoa; Chordata; Mammalia; Didelphimorphia; Didelphidae
Gene: NUCB2
Product: nucleobindin 2
Exons: 13
Coding region: 116-1504 (462 amino acids)
Cellular component (GO): endoplasmic reticulum-Golgi intermediate compartment; extracellular exosome
Molecular function (GO): calcium ion binding
Source: RefSeq, a predicted model, not a curated record
GAGAGUGAGCGCGGGCGCGAGCGCGAGAGCGAGCAGGGAGCCGUCGCCCUGGUCCCGGGGACCCGACGUGACCGCGCCGACGGGAACCGGUGCCCAGGCGGAGCGUGCAGGCAAGAUGUGGUGGAGAAGCAUAGAACUGCAGUGUUAUUUUUUUUUAGUUGCAUGUCUCCUAACUGGUUUCGAAGCUGUGCCUAUAGACAUAGACAAGACAAAAGUAAAAGAUACUCCUGAUGUGGAAGGAGAAAAAGUAGAACCUCCAGAUACUGGACUAUAUUACGAUGAGUAUCUCAAACAAGUGAUUGAUGUGCUGGAAACAGACCACCAUUUCAGAGAAAAACUCCAAAAUGCAGACAUAGAAGAAAUCAAGAAUGGGAAACUAAGCAAAGAGCUUGAUUUAGUAAGUCACCAUGUUAGAACAAAACUUGAUGAACUGAAGAGACAGGAAGUGGCAAGAUUAAGAAUGCUGAUUAAAGCUAAAUUGGAUUCCAUUCAAGACACAGGCAUAGAUUAUCAAGCUCUUCUGAAACAGUUUGAGCAUCUAAAUCAUCAGAAUCCUGACAAGUUUGAACCAACAGAUUUAGAUAUGCUAAUCAAGGCUGCUACAAAUGAUUUAGAAAACUAUGAUAAGACUCGCCAUGAAGAAUUUAAAAAAUAUGAAAUGAUGAAGGAGCAUGAAAGACGAGAAUAUUUGAAAACAUUAAAUGAAGAAAAAAGACAUGAAGAAGAAUCUAGAUUUGAGGAAAUGAAGAAGAAACAUGGAAAUCAUCCAAAAGUCAACCACCCAGGAAGCAAAGACCAACUAAAAGAGGUUUGGGAGGAAACAGAUGGACUGGAUCCUACUGACUUUGACCCCAAGACAUUUUUCAAAUUGCAUGAUGUCAAUAGUGAUGGUUUCUUGGAUGAACAAGAAUUAGAAGCCCUGUUUACCAAAGAGUUAGAGAAAGUAUAUGACCCUAAAAAUGAAGAAGAUGACAUGGUAGAAAUGGAAGAAGAAAGACUUAGGAUGAGGGAACAUGUAAUGAAUGAGGUGGAUCUUAACAAGGACCGAUUAGUGACUUUGGAAGAGUUUUUAAAAGCUACUGAGAAAAAAGAAUUCUUGGAGCCAGAUAGCUGGGAGACAUUGGAUCAGCAGCAGCUUUUCACAGAAGAAGAGCUGAAAGAAUUUCAAAAUCACAUUUAUGCACAAGAACACAAGCUCAGACAGAAGGCAGAAGAUCUCCAGAAGCAAAAGGAAGAGCUCCAGCGUCAGCAUGACCAGCUCCAGGCACAGAAACAUGAAUAUCAGCAGGUUGUACAACAGAUGGAACAAAAGAAAUUACAACAAGGAGUACCUCCAACAGGGCCAGGUGGAGAAUUAAAAUUCCAGCCACCUGGGCAGCACCAUGAAGAGAAUUCAGAAAAACAUUCUUUAGGUAGUGACCACCUUCAGCCUUUGCCACCAGGGCACGUUUCUCCCCUUCAGGAAGGAGCAGCCAUGGCUGAACAUGCCCAGAUCCACCCUUAACCAUCCGGUGCCUCAACUUUAUACUUUUCUUGUUCAUUUUUUGUUUGUUUAUUUAAAAAGGGAGACUAAAGUGGAUUAAGAAAUUAAAUUUAAAAUGUCCUAUUUCUGGCCCGUGCCUGUAUCAUCAUGAGAAGAAUAAUUUUAAUUAUUUCAAGCAACAUUUUAAAGCAAUCUCUUUCAUUAUCCCCUUAAAAUUGCGAGGGGAAAGAAGGUUACUAAAAAUCCAAUUUCAUUCUUGACUCCCUUUUCUAGAGGCAAAUCUUAGUGCCUGGGGUAUAAGAUCCCAUUAAAAACAACAACAAAACAGUAGUUAGCUAUGAAUCAGUAAUCUGUUUUCAGAAGAAUCCCAGAACUAGAACAUAUGUGCAUAGCAACAACAGAAGGUGAAUAAGAACCUGGAUCCAAGGGUCAAGUAAUUCCAUUUCCAGCUCAGCCAACCUGCUUGUUGUUUUUGAGACCAAAAAAGUACCCUUCAAAAGAAGACUUUGAACCUGUCUUUUUUAAUUGUCUCAAAGAAUUCUGCUGAAGAGUAAUAUGGAUCCAUUCACGUUUACAGAUCCCUCAAAUUCUCACUGUGUAAAGCCUCAAGUAUAAAUAUUUUUAUUUACUUUAGCUUCAAUGAAGAGAAAUGCAUUGUACCAGCUCUGUUGUGAAUCAGCAAUUUAUAAUAUCCUUCUUGCCUAAUAGCUUUCCUUCCUAAAAAUCUUCAGAGCUCUGCAUGUUGUCCAAAUGAUGUUCAUUUGUAUUGAAGCAAACUAUCAUAAGAAAUAACACUGGAGUUUGCAGAUCUGCCUCCUUCCUUUCAUUUCUGCAGUCAUGGUAUAUUUCCCUAAAUUUUCUCUACUUAAGAUGGUGUCGGUGUUCAUGGUAGGUUGUGGGUGGGUUUCUUUUUUUCUUUUAAUUGAUACUAUUUGGCUCUUCUAGAUGAUUUUUUUUACCUUGAUGGAAACAAUUCAUUUUCCUCAUUGUUUAUCACAAGUUAAUGGGUUGUCUUUUUACGUGACAAGAGGAGGAAGAAACACAAUUCAUCCUGGUUCUGUGAAACAUUCUUCGUAAAUCAGCUUGUUCAAAUUGUGUUUUUUUCCCCCUUGGUCUUCAGUUUUAAUCAUCUUUUUGAAAGAUGGUGUCAGAGCUGUACAUGCCAUUUUAUUAUAUUAGUGGUGUUCCCUCCUCCCUCUGACACCUUUUAGGGUUAGGGAAAUAAAUUACUGAAUUGCUAGAGUAUUCUCAAUUAUUAUACUGUAACUAUUAUACCUUUUUAUGUGAAGUCCUGCCAUUCUGCUUCAUGUGUUAAACAUCUUUUUUGGAGUAGUUUUAAUUCCUUUUUGACAAACAAGAAUUUCAAAAUUAUUUGUUUAAUUAAUGUUAUAUAGGAGAAAACAUAAUAGAUCUGAUGAGACUCCUUUCUUUGGCUUGAUUUUUUUCCUAGAUAAAUUGUAUUUUUGUUUCCUGUCUGUAUGUCUUUCCUCCUCCCUCCCUUAGCAUGACUGAAUUUUGUUCUUAUUGACAUUUGCAUUGCUUGAGAAGUGAAGUUGAAUUUGGGAAAAGAAAAAAGCCACCUUGGAGAAAUUCAUCAUGUUAUUCUUGCCAAGCCAAAUCAGCAGAUUCCCUUCCUCCAAGAUGGUUUUUUGGAUUUCUGGGCCUUGCCAUGGGAAGGAAUAUUCAUCCUAUAGAGAAAUCUCUAACUUGAUACUUAGGUCUAAAGUCCAAGGGAAAAGCUAAUGAAGGGAAGAAGUGGGAAUACAUGGGGACCAGUAGUAUUUCCUUGUAUCACAGUGUAGUAAGCCUCUGAUGAGUUGUUGUCUUUUUCCAAUUCUUGAUGGUUUUUGCCCCACUGAAAUAAUAAUGGUUAUAAA